AAAAAUGUUUGCGUUGUGGUACUUGUCUUUUGCCAUCGAUGAAAUAAGAAAACAUUUCGGUUGGUUUUUCGGUAAUUUAAAUAUAAAGCUUGGCAAAAAUGCCAUCGAAAAUAAGGAACAACCACUACAGCAACCACAGCAACAACCAGCAGCAAUAAACAAAAUUACAGACAAUAAACCUGUGCCUGAGCCCAAACCAGUAAAACCAGAAAUAAAGCCCGUCACAUCUACUCCGGUAGCUCCAACUCCAGCAAAACCGAUUGAGAAACCAGCGCCAGCAACACCCCCUUCGACACCAAUAUCAAGCCCAUCAGUAAAACCAACAUCAAGUAUUGCUACUUUGAAAAAGGAAUUAGCGACUGAUGCCUUAGAUAAAAAACUACAGGAGGCUGGCAAACCUUUCCAAAAUGGCAAUGAAAACCUUAAGGAUAAUUUGAAGGAUGCCACAACCGGUUUUUUACAAAAGGAAUCUCAAAAACAGACAGAAAGAAAAUUAAACAUCAUGGUUGACGCCGCUGUUAUUGCUAAAUUGGAAGAGGGUUACGCCAAGUUGGCUGCCUCUGACUCCAAGUCAUUGUUGAAGAAGUACUUGACUAAAGAAGUUUUCGACAACUUGAAGAACAAGAAGACUCCAACUUUCGGUUCGUCUUUGCUGGAUGUCAUCCAAUCUGGUUUGGCCAAUCAUGAUUCCGGUGUCGGUAUUUACGCUCCUGAUGCUGAAGCUUAUACUGUCUUCGCUGAUCUGUUCGACCCCAUCAUUGAGGACUACCAUGGUGGUUUCAAGAAGACCGAUAAGCAUCCACCAAAGGACUUUGGUGAUGUAAGCACUUUCGGAAACUUGGACCCCAACAAUGAAUUCGUCAUUUCCACCCGUGUACGUUGCGGUCGUUCCUUGGAAGGUUAUCCUUUCAACCCAUGUCUCACCGAAGCCCAGUACAAGGAAAUGGAAGCUAAAGUUUCAAGCACUUUGUCUGGAUUGGAGGGCGAAUUGAAGGGCAAAUUCUACCCAUUGACUGGCAUGGAGAAAUCCGUUCAGCAACAAUUGAUAGAUGAUCACUUCUUGUUCAAGGAGGGAGAUCGCUUCUUGCAAGCUGCCAACGCUUGCCGUUACUGGCCAUCUGGACGUGGUAUCUACCAUAACGACAACAAGACUUUCCUGGUGUGGUGCAAUGAGGAAGAUCACUUGCGCAUCAUCUCCAUGCAAAUGGGUGGUGAUUUGGGUGAAGUGUUCCGUCGUUUGACAAACGCUGUAAAUGAAAUUGAGAAGCGUAUUCCUUUCAGUCACGAUGACCGUUUGGGCUUCUUGACCUUCUGCCCCACCAAUUUGGGUACCACCAUCCGUGCCUCCGUGCACAUUAAGCUGCCAAAAUUGGCCGCCAACCUUGCCAAAUUGGAGGAAGUUGCUGGCAAAUAUAACUUGCAAGUGCGCGGUACUCGUGGUGAACACACUGAAGCCGAAGGUGGUAUCUAUGAUAUCUCCAACAAGCGCCGCAUGGGUCUCACUGAAUACCAGGCCGUCAAAGAGAUGUACGAUGGCAUCACUGAACUCAUCAAGAUCGAAAAGAGCAUUGAAGAGAGUUCUGAAGACGAGAAGCCCGCUGCUAAAAAUACUGCUAACAAAACUUUACCACAAAAAAAUUCUAAAAAGAGCUCUUCAAGCGACGAUAGUUCCGACGACGAACCAAAGGCCAAAACACCAGCGAAACCUGCUAAUGUAAAAGUGACAGAAAAGAAAAAUCAAAAUUCAAGUAGUGAAGAAGAGUCUGAUAGCGAAGAGGAAAAUAAAAAAGUAGCCGCCAAAACACCUUUGGUGAAGCAGGUUGCUAAGAAAGAUGAAUCGGAAGAUAGCUCUGAAGACAGCGAUAGUGAAGCAGAAGAGGCGAAAAACGUUAAAAAAAUUGCACCUGCAAAAGGUGGCGCCAAGGAAAAAGAAGACUCAGAUAGUUCAUCUGAAGACAGUGAGGAAGAUAAAAAACCAACGAAGGUGGCCCCAACUAAAACUGCUCCUGUAAAAGCUGCAAAUUCUUCAGAUUCUGACUCUGAUUCUGACAGUGAAGACGAAAAGGCAACGGUUAAAAAUACAAAGAAACCAAUAGUAAAAGCUGCCGCUGUUGCCAAAAAACAAGAAGCAUCUAGUGAAGAUGAUAGUUCCGAUGAGCCAUCCAAACCGGUAGUGAAAAAGGUAGCAGCAGCGAAGAAUAAAUCUAGUUCGGAAGACAGUUCCAGUGACGAAGACACACCUGCUGUUUUACCCACCGUUAAAAAAAAUGUAGCUCCCGCUAAAACAGCCAAAUCUAGCAGUUCUGAAGAGAGUUCAUCGGAGGAUGAAGCUCCGCCACAGAAAAAACCAGCACCAGCUAAAACUGUUGCGCCACUUAAAAAAAAAGAGUCGAGCUCUGAAGAUUCGUCCUCAGAGGAAGAACCGCCAGCUAAAAAGCAGGCAGUAGGUGCUACGAAGGCAGUUGCUGUACCUAAGAAGGACGAGUCGUCAAGUGAUGAUAGCGAUUCUGAAGAUAGCGAAGAUGAGAAAGCGAAGCCUAAACCAAAGGUUUUAGCUCCAGCAAAGAAAGACGAAAGCAGCUCUGAUGAUGAUGAUGACGAGGACGAAGUUGAGCAAAAAAAGAAGCCAAAGGUUGGUGAAAAGAGAAAAUUUGAUGAAGUUGCGACUGGACAAAAUCAGCCUAAUAAAAAGUAUAGCAAUUUUGUGAAGAGCGGUGAAGGCAAGAGUGAAGGUGGAGACUUUAAAAACAAUAGAGGCGGUGGCGGUGGCGGACGCGGUCGCGGCGGCAAAGGAGGUAGAGGCGGCGGUGGUGGCGGAGAUGGUAACAGCGGCUUCCAUAAGUUUGGAGAUAGAAAAUCAUUUGGAGGCUUUGAAAAUGGCGGCGGACGAGGUGGUGGCCGUGGUGGCCGCGGCGGUUUUGGUGGCGAUCGUGGCGACCGUGGUGGUCGUGGAGGUCGUGGAGGUGGAGGAGACCGCGGCCGGGGUGGAUUUGGUGGAGGAGAUCGAGGUCGGGGUGGAUUUGGCGGAGGUGAUCGAGGUCGGGGUGGGCGCGGCCGUGGCUCGGGACGUGGAAACUUUGGUGGUGCCAAUAAACCCUUCAAUAAGUCAUUCGAUUCAUCAUCCACACAAAAUAAGAAAAUCACAUUUGAUGAUUAGACAAGAUUAGUGCAACUUAUUUUUUAAGAACACAACAACAAUUUCGUUUACAUUUCACCGACAAUUUUGAAUACGCAUGUCUUGUAUUUGUUACAAACGUUACGAAAAUCUUAAUUUUAUUGCUUUACAGAAAAAUGCAUCUGGUUCAUGGGGUGACCGAGCUAACAAAGAUUUAAAACAUACACGCGGAAAGUCGUUUAAACACGAAAAAACUAAGAAGAAACG
Messenger RNA from Anastrepha ludens (Mexican fruit fly), 3382 nucleotides. RefSeq names its product arginine kinase 1. The transcript has 6 exons. Gene Ontology annotation, biological process: phosphocreatine biosynthetic process. The record is from RefSeq and is a predicted model, not a curated record. Gene Ontology annotation, molecular function: creatine kinase activity. Lineage: Eukaryota; Metazoa; Arthropoda; Insecta; Diptera; Tephritidae. Bases 5 to 3157 code for a protein of 1050 amino acids.